GGUGGUGGCGGCGGUGGGGUGGCGGGAGCGGAGCGGCAUGGCCACGGCGGCUUCUAACCCCUACCUGCCGGGGAACAGCCUGCUCGCGGCCGGCUCCAUUGUGCACUCGGAUGCGGCAGGGGCCGGUGGCGGCGGAGGUGGCGGUGGCGGCGGUGGCGGGGGAGGUGCAGGGGGCGGCGGCGGCGGCAUGCAGCCGGGGAGCGCCGCCGUGACCUCGGGCGCCUACCGGGGGGACCCGUCCUCGGUCAAGAUGGUCCAGAGUGACUUCAUGCAGGGGGCCAUGGCCGCCAGCAACGGCGGCCAUAUGCUGAGCCACGCGCACCAGUGGGUCACGGCCCUGCCCCACGCCGCCGCCGCCGCCGCCGCUGCCGCCGCCGCCGCGGUAGAGGCGAGCUCGCCGUGGUCGGGCAGCGCGGUGGGUAUGGCGGGCAGCCCCCAGCAGCCGCCGCAGCCGCCGCCGCCACCACCGCAGGGCCCCGACGUGAAGGGUGGCGCCGGGCGCGAUGACCUGCACGCCGGCACAGCGCUGCACCACCGCGGGCCGCCGCACUUAGGACCCCCACCGCCGCCCCCGCAUCAGGGCCACCCCGGGGGUUGGGGGGCUGCCGCUGCUGCAGCCGCCGCCGCUGCAGCCGCAGCCGCCGCCGCCCACCUCCCGUCCAUGGCCGGGGGACAGCAACCACCACCUCAGAGUCUACUCUACUCGCAGCCCGGGGGCUUCACCGUGAACGGUAUGCUGAGCGCACCCCCAGGGCCCGGAGGAGGCGGCGGCGGCGCAGGUGGCGGCGCCCAGAGCCUAGUGCACCCAGGGCUGGUGCGCGGGGACACACCGGAGCUGGCCGAACACCAUCACCACCACCACCAUCACGCACACCCGCACCCGCCGCACCCGCACCACGCGCAAGGACCCCCGCACCAUGGUGGCGGCGGUGGCGCCGGGCCCGGACUCAACAGCCAUGACCCGCACUCGGACGAGGACACACCAACGUCGGACGACCUGGAGCAAUUCGCCAAGCAGUUUAAGCAGCGGCGCAUCAAGCUGGGCUUCACGCAGGCGGACGUGGGGCUGGCGUUGGGCACGCUGUACGGCAACGUGUUCUCGCAGACCACCAUCUGCCGUUUCGAGGCCCUGCAGCUAAGCUUCAAGAAUAUGUGCAAGCUCAAACCGCUGCUGAACAAGUGGCUGGAGGAGGCGGACUCGAGCACUGGCAGCCCCACCAGCAUCGACAAGAUCGCGGCCCAGGGCCGCAAGCGCAAGAAGCGGACCUCUAUCGAGGUGAGCGUCAAGGGCGCGCUCGAGAGCCACUUCCUCAAGUGCCCCAAGCCCUCGGCGCAGGAGAUCACCAACCUGGCCGACAGCCUGCAACUCGAGAAAGAGGUAGUGCGGGUCUGGUUCUGCAACCGGCGCCAGAAAGAGAAGCGCAUGACACCGCCCGGGAUCCAACAACAGACGCCGGACGACGUCUACUCGCAGGUAGGCACCGUGAGCGCCGACACCCCACCACCGCACCACGGGCUGCAGACGAGCGUGCAGUGAAGGCCAAGGGCGCAGUGCGAAGAGGGCCGCCGCCUCCGCCACCGCCUCCGCAGCCGCAGUCAGCACCGCCACCACCCCCGCUGCCGCCGCCGCCGCCGCCGCCGCCGUCGUCGCCGUGCCGCCGCCACCACCACCGCUGCUGCCGCGCUGACCCUGCACCUGGGCCGCACCGGGCCCCAGCCUGGGUGCAUCCGCCGCCCUCCCCUCCGCCCAAAGACAGACAGGCAUGCCCUUGGAGGAAAAGACGAGGGAGAAAAGGACCAAGGAGACAUUUUUUUGAAGUCCAAGGAAGGAGGGACCAAAAAAUGAAAAAAAGCAUAAUAAAUACCCAGACUGUUUUAUAUACACACAUAACAAACAAAACCUGAAGAGGAAAAGGGGCAACCGUGAGAUCCCGUCUGUGCUGUGGUGGUGUUUUGUUUUUUUAUUUUAAAGAAGGGUGACUUUGCCUACAGCACCAAAACUGCACUCUUAAGGUGUACCCACCCUGAGAUGUCCUACAUGGCAGCGGUGGACAGCACCUGCCUCGGCCUCCUCUCUUAAAAAAGAGAGAGAAAGAGCCCCCCUCUUUCUUCCACUUCCUCCCAAAGGGCUGCCUAAGAGCUGCGCGGAAACUUUCCCUCCUCGGAGGGACCUGAAAGCAAGCACCAGAUCUCCUCGGGGGUCUAACUCUGUGCUCCAGGACCCUGUUUUUCUUGGCCAUUUUAAAGUCGUUUGGGAAGUGGCAACUCAACGAUGAAAUGGGAAGGAGGGGGAAAAACAGUCUCGAGGCAAAGACAGAUUCACAGCUUCUGAAAUUAACAGACUGAAUAGCAAAGCCAAAAGAAAGUAUCCUCAAAGUAACCUUGGAAAUAAAAGCAACGCGAAAGAGCCGAGGAUGGGCGAGGGAGAUCCGGACGUCCGGCCGCAAGUGGCCAGAGGCCCGGGGCUGGCUGAGUCCAGCGCGGUUGGGCUGACAGGGAGCGGAGGCCCAGCCACCGACCCCGGCUUUGCCGGCAGCCGUUGGGGUGGACCAUCAUGCCUAAAGAUUCCACCGCUAAUAUUUUUUUUAUUAAUAUUUUUUAUUUUUUAUUUCUGGACUGACUCAGAUAAAGGGAUUUAGAAAGACUGAGCACCAGCCGCUGCACUUCUCUUGACUUCUGUCCUCAAUCCGUUGCCAACUUUGAUUGAAUGGGUGCUGUGGAUGUGAUUAUAUAAUACUGCCAUUUCCAAGCAGUGUUUUUGGUAGGUUUUAAUAAACAGACUUUUCAAAAGACGGCAAUAUAGAAUUGUUAGAUCCGUUGUUGAUCUAAAAAUAUUUGCUUUAUAUUUUCAUUAAAUGACUUCUUUUAAUAUUUUAUUCAGAAUACUUAUGAACUGCUGCAAAACGGUAAUUUAUUUUUCCCCAGAUCUUGUAUUACCUGUUUUUUUCAGACGAGCACAAAUCAAAAUGAAAUGAAAAUAUGGACAGUUGUUAGGUAAUAAGGGUAUCUUUUGAUGUGAUCAUUUGAUUGUAAUUUAAUUUGAGUAGUGAUUCCGUAAGAGCUGAUCGAGAAAAUAAAUUUGUUAGAAUGAAA
Molecule: messenger RNA, 3093 nt
Organism: Marmota monax (woodchuck)
Lineage: Eukaryota; Metazoa; Chordata; Mammalia; Rodentia; Sciuridae
Gene: Pou3f3
Product: POU class 3 homeobox 3
Exons: 1
Coding region: 38-1537 (499 amino acids)
Biological process (GO): regulation of transcription by RNA polymerase II; brain development
Cellular component (GO): nucleus
Molecular function (GO): RNA polymerase II cis-regulatory region sequence-specific DNA binding; DNA-binding transcription factor activity, RNA polymerase II-specific
Source: RefSeq, a predicted model, not a curated record